This is a messenger RNA of Striga asiatica, 2950 nucleotides long. The record is from the annotation of a GenBank genome assembly. NCBI's taxonomy places the organism in Eukaryota, Viridiplantae, Streptophyta, Magnoliopsida, Lamiales, Orobanchaceae.
AUGAUGAGAACCCCAUCGGAGGUGAACAUGUGCAUGUGCAACGUGUUAAAGACACGUGUCGCCUUAGCUAAGACCAAAAAUCAACUCCCGUCCCAAGAGUCCAUGAUAUACGGCAAACUUGUACUCUCCGUGUCGAUAACGAAGUUACCACAAGCAUGGGCAUUGAUAGAAAAUUUUCACUUUGAUCUACAAAACAUGUUGCAGUUAUUCGAACCAAUUUGUCUCCAACAUAGUUUGAUUCGACUGGUUCUCCGGUGGCCCAAGGUCGCUUCGCAUUGCCUGUCUCAUGAGUUAGAGGGUCUUACCACAGCUGCUGGCACAGAGUUAGCCGAUGCUUAUUCCCUAGAUACCGUCAUUGCUUCUUCUCGGAGAAAAGAAGUUCACGACCCGUGGGCCCUUUUAAAUAAGAGUGAAGUAAAUCUUUUGAGAAUUGAAUAUUUUCUCCCAGAAGAUUUAUACGAGCCGACAGCCGCACCCACCAACAGUCUCCGCCAACUCGACACCAAAGUACAGAUAGAAAGUGGGGGAGAAUCAAAGCCUAAGUUUGAAGAACCGACCGCCACAAGAAAGUGGUCGGUGCCCGCCUCCACGAGAAGACUCGCCAGCCGUUGCAACCUCCCCGCCAUGGCCAUCGAAUUGAAGAGGAAUUCACUUGUAGAAGGCCACGAAAACUCGCCCAGUCUCUCGCCGUCAGUCAAGGUGUCGUCCCAUGCGCCGGCCUCGCUGGGGAAGAGGGACCCACCGGUGGAGAGGCACAAAAACGAACCAGGGUCAGAAACUAGGUCUAGCAAAAGGAACACAAAAGUAAAUUUCUUGAAGAAGCCGAUGAUCGUGAAGGGGCUCGGUAUCGUCACUAUAAAUGAGCUCGUGCUGUUUAUAUUGUUCGUUGCUCUUUGUGUUUGGUAUUUCGCGUAUUACGUGCGCCACUGGUUUAAGCAAGUCCCCAUGCUCUCGAUGACUAGACAUGAAAAAACGUGGCAAACUAAGCUAGACAGAGUUGCUAUAGUAACAGGGGUAACAGGGAAUUUAUGCCUAACAUUUUUAUUCUACCCUGUGACAAGAAAAUCGUCGAUUUUGCCGAUGAUUGGGCUAACUUCUGAGGCGAGCAUUAAGUACCACAUUUGGCUCGGCCACAUGACUAUGGCCCUUUUUACGGCUCAUGGAUUUCUCUACAUUGUCUAUUGGGCCUUGACCAACAGAAUAUCCGAGAUGAUUAAAUGGAAUGACCAUUAUGUAUCAAACAUAGCUGGGGAAAUCUCUUUACUAUGUGGAUUGACUUUGUGGGUGACAACUUACCCUAACAUAAGAAGAAAAAUGUUUGAGCUCUUUUUCUACACACACCAUCUCUACAUUGGCUUCAUCAUCUUCUUCAUAUUGCAUGCUGGCAUUGGCUUCGCUUGCAUUAUGCUCCCCGGUUUUUAUCUCUUUGUGAUCGACCGAUACCUUAGGUUCCUACAAUCGAGACAAAAUGUGCGUUUAGUUUCUGCUCGAGUACUACCGUGUGAAACUGUUGAGCUUAAUUUCGCCAAGUAUCGAGGCUUGACUUACAGUCCAACAAGUACCAUGUUUAUAAACUUGCCCAUAAUUUCCAAGCUCCAAUGGCAUCCUUUCACUAUAACUUCAAACAGCAGCUUAGAACCAGAGAGGCUAAGUAUUGUAGUCAAAUGUGAAGGCAGUUGGACCAAAAAGCUUUACGACUCGGUCUCAUCUCCAUCCUCCGUGAGCCGUCUUCAAGUAUCGGUUGAAGGACCAUACGGACCCGACACGACAAAUUUCCUCAGGCAUGAUAUGUUGGUGAUGAUUAGUGGAGGGAGUGGAAUAACCCCUUUCAUUUCCAUAAUUACAGAGCUUAUGUUCAUAACCUCAACCAUUCAAAAUUGCAAAAUCCCCAAACUUAUGCUCAUUAGUGUAUUCAAAAACACCUCACAUCUCUCCAUGCUAGACCUCAUACCCCCAAUCUCACACACAAACUCUUGCAACUUGGCCCUACAAAUCGAGGCUUACGUGACGAGAGAAAAGGCCCAACCUACCGAAAAACCACAAUCGAUCCGAACCGUGCAGUUCAGGCCGAGCCCAUCGGACGCCCCAAUCUUCCCGGUAUUGGGCCCCAACAGCUGGCUCUGGCUGUCGACGAUCAUAUCAUCAUCUUUUGUCAUUUUUCUCGUGCUCCUAGGAACUUUCACUCAAUACGUGGUAUACCCUAUCGACAAGAACACCAACUUGUUGUACUCGUACACCAAGAAGAACUCGAUGAACAUUUUCUUGAUUUGCGUGUCCAUAGUUGCAACAGCAAGUAGUGUGUUCGUGUGGAACAAGAAUCGGAAUGCGAAGGAAGACAAGCAAAUUCAAGACAUGGAGAGAAUUGGAAACACAUUUGGUUCGUCGGAUGAUGAUGUGGAAUUACAGAGCCUUCCCCUGCAAUCGGUUAUCAAGUCCAUCAACGUGCACUAUGGUAAACGGCCUGAUCUAAAGAGGAUUCUAAUGGAGAACAAAGAAUCCAAUUCCAAUGUUGGUGUACUUGUUAGUGGGCCUUGGAAGAUGAGAAAAGAUGUUGCGGGCAUAUGCUCAAAUGGGCCGGAUAAUAUCCAUUUUGAGUCCAUCAGCUUCAGUUGGUGAUGAUAUUCUUGAACACCAUUGGAGCCCAUAAUUAUAAUUCUACAUUUGCAUAGCUCAUAUUUGGAUUUGGAGCAGUUGUAUAACAACUAAUAAUUAAUAAUAUAGUUGUUGUGUCACUAGUUUGUGUUUGUUUAUUGGAUUAAACUACUUUGAUAUAAUAGGGUGAUAGAAAGAUGGUGAUGUGUGAGUUUAGUAGUUGUUAGAUCUUAAAAGUAUUGUGUUGUGUAUAGUACACAAUUAUGAUAAUGGUAUUAUGUUAUCCUUUAUAUCAUUAUAACAUGAUCCAUGUUUACUAUUGUUAGUUUCUUUUUGGGGAUAAGUUUAGAUAUUGGAG